Mytilus trossulus (common blue mussel) is the source of this 4893-nucleotide messenger RNA. RefSeq names its product centrosomal protein of 76 kDa-like. Gene Ontology annotation, biological process: regulation of centriole replication. The transcript is spliced from 12 exons. Lineage: Eukaryota; Metazoa; Mollusca; Bivalvia; Mytilida; Mytilidae. Gene Ontology annotation, cellular component: centriole. The record is from RefSeq and is a predicted model, not a curated record. Bases 126 to 2108 code for a protein of 660 amino acids.
CAAGGCCGUUAAAUGACUUUCGGAACAUCCCACUGCCAUUUUCAAACAUUCCGCAUGGAGACUAGCUAAACUAGGACGAAAUACGGCUAUUCCUGAACGAAAGAUAAAUUAGACAACCUAACACGAUGUCAGUUCCACCUGAAAAAAUCGCAGAGUUAAAGCAAAUUAUCCAUGGACAGUUGUCUCAGAUUGGCAUGCAGAGUCGUAUACGUGAUGUUAUGAGUGAGGUUAUCACAGAAGAUUACAGUAAUGGACAGGUAUCAGAACAAGAAAUUAUGCAGAAGUUAAAAGAACGAGGACUGGUGGACGAUUUGAUGUCAAAUUUACAGUUUCAGAAUCAAGGUGAUGGACAAAGUCUGAGACGUCCAGCAACACAUUUCCUUGACCAGGAUGACAAGGUCACCAAUCUUCCAGUCAAAAGAGCUAACAUUGACCCUUCAAGAAGAUACAUAUACUUUAACAUCAAGAAUGGGAAAGCAUUCCUAGAACACAUUGAGAACUCUGAUCCGAUGCCAGGACAAGUCAGUUCAUACUUCACCUUCCAUAUACAUUUCCGUGGACAGAGAUUCAAAUCUCGACCAGUUCCAUGUGCCUGUGAACCAGAUGUUGAUGAAGGAUUUCUGUUAGAAGUUCAUAAAGAGUCAUCAGGUGAAGCUGGUAAAAUGAUUGAUGAAUCUGGGAUGUUGUCCAUCUGUGACAAGCUACACAUAGCCCUGAUAAAAACUGAUGUAACAGGGGAGACAACUCUUGUGUCAUCACAUUUUCUGGAAUGGAGACCUGUAUUAACGGCCAAAACUGGAAGAUUUCAGACAUCUAUUGAACUUAAAGGAACAGGUGAUGAGAGUAAGAUGGCAGCUGGUGUAAUAGACAUCCAAUUAGAGUUGUUUCCUAAACCAGUGAAGAUCAUUGGUCAGGAAGUACUGACUGCACAGCUCAGUAUGGAACGUAACCGACAGUCAGAGAAAGAGAGGCUGUUCCUUGUCUAUGCUAAACAAUGGUGGAAGGAAUAUUUACAGAUCAGACCAGCUAAUCAAGAACGUCUAGUCAAAAUAUUUGCUCAGGAUGAGAAUGCAGUGACCCGUCCAGUUUGUUCGUUUGUUAAACCAUUACGUGCUGGUAGAUUGUUAGAUUCAGCUCGACAUGCUGCCAGAUUUGUCAGUCUGAUGCAUCAUAAGAAACAGGAGUCAGUAGGGGGAGGUAAUAAACUAGAGCAAUGGACAACAGUACAUGGAUUUUUAUGUCGGAAUAGAGGGGAUUGUGAGGACCAUGCCAUAUUACUAUGCAGUUUAUUAUUAGGGUUUGGUCUAGAUGCAUACGUCUGUAUUGGGACUAAAUCUAAAGGAUCUGUCCAUGCCUGGGUGAUGACCAUUACUGUUGAUGGUUUAGUGACUUUUUGGGAAAGUCUUAAUGGUCACAGAUACAUCCAUGAACCCAUAGAUCCAGACAUGCCACCGAUGGACAAAAUGCACCGACCAAAAUAUCCUUAUAAAACUAUAGGCUGUGUAUUUAAUCACCAGUCAUUUUAUGGCAAUAAUCAACCUUCAGAACAUGUAGAUGUCAGCCAAUUUGAACUUGGAAAUGAAUCUCGAUGGAAACCAAUGUCCCAGGAUGCAGUUCUGUCUGUGUGUGGUCUUGGAGCAAGCCCAACAUGGCCAACUCUACCUCCACUCUGUUCCUCGACAUUAGAUCCUACUUUAGUCAGCAAUGAUUUAGAACAACAAUUAAGAGUUCUACUGUUUGAACACAGAAGGGAUCUAGGAUUGACAACAGUUUGGGAUGACCAGUUAAGUUAUCUACUUACACCAGCCCUAGCUGCUUAUGAAUUAGAAAGAGUCACAGGGAUAACUGCUGGUAAUGAGGAGUUCCAGGAUUCUAUGAAGCAGUGUGUCCCUGAUGGACACACAUUUAAAGGAUAUCCUAUUCAGUUUUCUCAUAGGAAUGCUAGACGAGCUUUUGCCACAUGUCUUAGAUCACCUGUUUGUGAAGAAAUUGUGAACUGUCGAGGAGAUCAUGUGAGACUUGCUGUACGUGUCAAAAUUUACCCAUAUCCAGAAUCUGCAUGUGCCACUUGGAUUAUGUUUGCUUGUAAAUAUAAGUCAGUACUGUGAGCUAUAAUGACUCAGUAAAAGGUUGUAUGGACUUGUGAGGUUAUGCCAGUAUAUUGAAAAAAAAAGAGUAUCUGAAAUCCUUGCCAGAAGAUGUAGGGAGAGAAAGUUCAGAAUGAAAGAGCAUUUGAAAGUUUGACAAGAAAGUUGAUGUACUGUCAAAGUACUACUGAUAUUAUACCUCCAAUAUUUUGACAUAUAUUGUGAUGUUUAUUUACAUAGUAUGUGCACUUUAAGUUGCAUCAAAAGUAAAGAAAAUAUUAAGAAGAAAAAAACAAUCAUACAGUUGAAUGACGUUUUCUAUUUAUAUUUUUAUAGACCACAAAAUUGUACGUUGGAUUCUGUCAAUUUGUGUCAAUUUCAGUUUAUAGUAUAAGUUAUCAUUGUAAUAAUCUUAGGGUUUACGAACUGGUAUAGUUACAAGCCUAGUAUUUCAAUAGAUAUAGUUUAUGAACAUUUGUAUACUUUACUCUUCAGAAUGUUGCAUGCUUUGGAUUAAAAGUACUGAUAUAUAUUUUCUGACGAUUGAAAAAAAUGUCUUAGAGAAGCAGCCACUAUUCUUUAACUGGUACAUUACAUAGAAUACACAUUCCACAGUUUCAAACUUUUAUUAUAAGGCAGCAUCCUAUUGAAAAUGAAAAUUUUGUUUACGUCCAAAUGGUAUCAAAAUGGUGUAAUUUAAUAUAAUAAUUAUGAUACCAAAAUUACUGAAUGCUCAAACACAACAACACCAAAGAGGAACAAUAUCGUUUAUGUAUAUUAAAGAAUUAUAAUGUUGUAAGGUGCUUUGUUAAUAAUUGUGAUUAUUUUAUAUAUUUUUGUUGCUAUAUAUGAAAUGUUUAGUGCUUGUUUUAUUUUUACUGAAGACUGCAUAACAAAUAUAACUGUGAUGUAGUUAAUGAUUAGAUAGGUUAGUCAUUAUUUUAUUUUCAUCCUUGAGGUAUGAUUUAACUAAUUUUUGAUAAUUGUGAGAAUAGAUAUGUAAAAUUUGUACAGUGAUGAGUUGUGUUUACAUUCGAUUUUCUAAUUGUGGUUAAAACAAACUUAUACGCAUUUCUGUUUGUGUAUAUGUUAAAAUUCAUGUGCAGGUGCCAUAUUUUGUAACGAGAAGACCUAAAACAUAUUCAUCCUAAUCCUGCCUGUCUAACAUUGAGAGAAAGCUCAAUUCUAAUUGGUUGAUAUUAUACAAAUAUAGCCUUUGUAUGAGGUCGAUACAAGGAUAUAUUGACCUUAAAGAAGUAUAUUGACUGAGGACGAAGUCCAAGGUCGAUAUACUUCUUUGGGUCGAUAUAUUCUGUAUUGACCUCAUACAAAGGCUAUAUUUGUUAUAUUAUUAAUUUCCGACGAUAUUUGUAUCAAAAUCGUCAUUUAGGUUUGUUUGAAUUUUAUAGAAAUUACAUUGUCUCAUUGACAAUAACAACAUAUUAGUUAUUUACUUUUUUUUUUUACAUCUUAUGUAUUUGAAGAUUUUUUUCGUCAAAUAAUCGAUCUCAGAUAUAUGUGUUUCAAAAUGUUAAACAAUAUCCUGAAAUUCAUUACAUGACAUCACACAAAGUAUAUUGGUUUUUCGAUAUUCUAAAAAUAACCGUGCGAUAUGUUUUUUGCCGGUCAAUAUGCUUUUUGCUAUCCGCCGUUUUCUCUCUACCUUCGAAAAUAUAGUUUAAAAUGUGACUAUCCCUAAACAAAUCAAAUUUGUCAAAAUAUACGAAUUAAUAAUAUUAUUCAAUAUUUUUGGGAAGGAAAAGCUACAUUGUAAGUCUGAACUAUGAUAUUUUGCAUGUAUUUACAGAAUUUUUAUUUCAUUACCCAUUUGUAAAUUUUAAACUGUAAAAUUUGUGAUUAUUAAAUUGAGUUAUAAGUUAUAUGUUUUUUUGUAAACCUUGGAUAUUGACUUAAUAUGAUGUAUUGUAUUAACACAUUCAUUUACAUGAUGUUCUGCGUUUAUGUUUGCUUUGUUUUAUUGCUGUCUCGAAGGAUGGUGAUGUUUGAUGGAUAGGUGGAUGGGAGGGCUGGCUGGUUUGUCAAGAAAAGUUGGCAGCUUUUUAGUGUAAUCCAUUACUCCUUCAGUUUCAACCCAGAUCCCAUAAUAUUUACAAUAAUAUUGUACAUAUGUUAAAGUUGUGCACUUGCUAUUAUAGGAAGUGUUUAUGGAAUCUUUUGAACGCAUUCUCUGCUGCCUAGCAAUUUAUUUUAGUUAUGUUUUCCUGCUGACUUGAGUUAAUUUUGAAAAUGUAUUAUAAUAUACUCAAGUACAAAUGAUAUAAACAUUUUCUAUUAUCAGACCUGAUUUCUCUCUGCAUUUCCAAUCAAGAUUUUACCGUCAUUGUUUCCUUUCUUUUUAACCAAUUUCAUAAAUUAUGCAUGUAUUGUAUCAUGACUGAAAGCUGUGAAACAAAUUUUUAAAAUCUGAUAUUGAGAUAGUGUAUCUUAAUAUUGUUUUGUUCAGUUGCUGUCUCAUUGAUGUGUAACUAGAAUCUCAUUUUAUUCUUUAAUACAAACAUGCUACAUCAAGAUAGCAGCAGCAAAUACAGGGACUAAGAUUUGACCACAUUAUAUUGUUUUAUAUUUCCAUCCAAAUGUUUGCAACAAAAUAUGAGUGCUUUUCAUUUUACUAUCUAAUGUUAUAGUUGGUAGUCUUAUUUCUACUUAACAAAAUGGCUGUCAAGUUAAUGUUCAUAGUUUAAAGAACAAUAUAUUUUUAGUGAUUUUUCCCGUAUUUUUUCUUGUGAUGUAUGUAUUUUAUGUUUUACACUGCAGCAGCAUUUAUAUAAUAAAUCAUUAAUCAACU